Messenger RNA from Diceros bicornis minor, 1038 nucleotides. RefSeq names its product ADP ribosylation factor like GTPase 13A (gene ARL13A). Gene Ontology annotation, cellular component: ciliary membrane; non-motile cilium. The record is from RefSeq and is a predicted model, not a curated record. Gene Ontology annotation, biological process: non-motile cilium assembly; receptor localization to non-motile cilium. Lineage: Eukaryota; Metazoa; Chordata; Mammalia; Perissodactyla; Rhinocerotidae. The coding region runs from base 1 to 1038 and encodes 345 amino acids. Gene Ontology annotation, molecular function: GTP binding; GTPase activity. The transcript has 8 exons.
AUGUUCCGGCUACUGUCCUCCUGCUGGUCUCGGCUCAAGACAACAGAAGAGACACGAAGGAAUGUAACCAUCAUCAUCAUUGGAUUAGACAACUCAGGCAAAACUGUUCUUUUGGAGGUCUUCCAAAGAUUACUUCCCAGUAGGAUGAGCCAUUGUGUGAAAUCUGAACUAACUACACUCCUAUUGGAUGAGUAUGAAGUUUCCAUCUAUGACCUGAAUGGAGACAAGAAGGGCCGAGAAAUCUGGCCAAACUACUAUGCGCAGGCACACGGGCUUGUUUUUGUCCUGGAUUCCAGCGACUUAGAACGCAUGCAGGAAGUGAAGAUCAUCCUAACACGUCUGCUGUCUGAUAAAAGAGUGGCAGGGAAACCCAUCCUACUCAUGGCAAACAAACAAGACAAGAAGGACGCUCUCCUACCUUGUGAUAUUGUCAAAUAUCUACUCCUGGAAAGGCUAGUAAAGGAGAACAAGUCUCUGUACCGAGUGGAACCCUGUUCAGCCAUCAAAAACCUCCAAAGAAGGAACCAUCAGUCCAUAAUUGAAGGGCUACGCUGGCUAUUAGCUGCUAUUGGUGAUAAAUAUGAAGAGCUAUGUAGUCGUCAACAGCCACUCACCUCAAGCUUUCCAACCUCCAAGAGUACCAGAGGCUCUGGCGAAAGAUGCUCAUCAGACAGCUUCACUACCAGGAUGGGAAUGCCCAAAGAAAGAAGACAGCAUCUAGAACCACGCUCAAUGGAAGCUAGACCCCUAAAGCCAAUCCUACAGAAAGAAGGCUUAAGAUUAAGGCCUAAAAAGAAUAUAUCGGUGACAUUUGCUUUAGAUGAACCCAUGGAGGAAGGUGAAUGUUCUGGGGGAAAUGGAGUUCGGAACACUAGUGAGCUUCACUAUAAACAGAGUGAUGACUUGCAGCCCCCAGCUCCAUAUGUUGAUGACGAUCUUUUUGAAGAACCCAGGGUGAAAAAGAGAAUGGAUACCUGGGACCCAGAGGAGAUGUUACUGGAAAGUUCCUGUGAAGAAGUCUUUGGAUCCUAUGGUUAG